Messenger RNA from Venustampulla echinocandica, 1941 nucleotides. RefSeq lists its product as uncharacterized. NCBI's taxonomy places the organism in Eukaryota, Fungi, Ascomycota, Leotiomycetes, Helotiales, Pleuroascaceae. The record is from RefSeq and is a predicted model, not a curated record. Bases 1 to 1941 code for a protein of 646 amino acids. The transcript has a single exon.
AUGGCAAAUACCACUCGACCUGUGGUGGAAAUCUGGCCAGGAGCGUUGUCAAAGCGGAAAAGGGACGCCUGCGCCGAUGCGCCGCAUGUGAUAGAGGAGCCUGGAAAGGAAACGAUACACGAUGCCAAACGUAGGAAACCACCUGGACCCAGUGGCGACGAAACCACGCAAGGUUCAGAAGAUAUCACGGAACCCCAAACAAUAGCUGCUGAACGGAAAGAUGAUGUUACUAUUCGUCGAAUUAAAGACACCAUCGAAUCGCAGCUCGGCCUUGAGAUCCUGCUGAAGCACAACGAGUUACGUCUGAUCAACCAGGAACUUGCCAAAUGCCAAAUCGCUUUGGAGCAGUUGCGUCGUUGUCAUCUGAUUCCUUAUCCAGCGUCUCAAGGAAUGCCAGAGGCGAUGCUGAAUGUCAUGAAUGGCACUGGUGCAACUGUUGGCCAGAAAGACAACGUACCACAAUGGGCGCCGCCCUACGGAGUGGCCGAUGGUCCGUACACGAGGCAUUAUUCAAAAUGGCUCAUUCCGGAUCCCAGUUUUGAUGGCGUGCAUCUUGACUGGCAGCGAACUCCUGAUGGAUCACGUGCUGGAAAGACCGUGCCAGAAGGUCGUGCUACCAGAUAUAGCCUUGCGGAAGGGAAUACGCCCGGAAGCAAAUCUAGGACUCAAAGAGGCUCUGCAGGGCAGAAGCUUCAGGCCCUAUCCAGCGGCUAUCCUCCAGCCAAGGAGAAGACCGGUCCAUGUGUCACCAAGCGGUCAGAUGGACAACUUGUCAAGCUUGUAUGUCUCGACUGCAAGCGGGAUAACUUUUCUAGCACGCAAGGAUUCAUAAACCAUUGCCGUAUCGCCCAUCGGCGAGAUUUCAAGAGUCAUGAAGAAGCAGCCGUGGCUAGUGGCCAACCGAUUGAAGUGGAUGAGGUUGGUGUCAUAGCCGGGGACGACAAGAGCCCAGCACCUGCUCCACCAGCGUCUGGCCUUGUGCAUCCUCUGAUCAGAUCCGCUCCCGUCGAGAGAGAGGCCUACGUCGACCUCCUCUCUCGAAUAGAAGCGUCCAUGGAUCUGUUUCGCCAAGGAAAGCUCCCUGGGGUUACAUCGAUACCAACAGGCCUGCCGUCAACGCCGUUGCCUAAAUCCAAGACGAAAGAAGCAACCAAGCCAAACAAGAACUUUGUGCCUUCAUCGGAUACCUCGCGCCUCUCGGAUCUAAUGCGUAGUAGGGGUUUUGGCUCCAAUCUCGCUGAACUUGUUACCGAAGCAAAGACACCUGUCGACUUCGAAGCAGCAUUCUCGUCACACGACGAAGACUCUGACGAUGGGGAGCGUACACCGCAACGCCCUAUCGGAGGCUUGGAUGGCUCUGACUCACCACCUAUGCCUGCUAUGCGGGUGCCUGCUCGAGCUAACGUACCUCCAGCGCCAUUUGGUCGUCCAGGGAGCAGUAAGGGUGUUGACAGUAAAACUGGUCGGAAACCAGGGCUGAGUGCAAUAUCGCCGCGACUAUCUCAUGCCACUCCAGUUAUUAGCACCACAACGCCUAUUGUGUCUCCCCCAAGACCCUCAACACAUCUUGUUACCCAUCAACUCCAUGAUCAUAUGGAUCCUCAUCACGAUGAUCAUAUGGAUUUGGAUAUGAUGCGGCAUCAUUCAAUCAACGACCUAAGUCCGAAUACAGUGGCGAGUAACAAUGCUCCGAGCUUGGUUAGUGACGAUGGAGAGUAUGAGGAAGGGGAUGAUGCCGACAGCGUUAAUUCUGGCAACGACGAAGACAGCGACGUUGCGGAGAUCGAUAUCGAUGAUGACGGUGUUGAGAAGGUUGUCCCCAGAACGGUAUUGAGGAACCGAGCUGGUAGCGGUGGAGACGGGGUGAGGCUAAGGAAAGAAGAUAAACAUGUUACUUUUGUCAGUCCAAUGAAGGAAAGCGGGAAGGGACGGAGAAAAUGA